Molecule: messenger RNA, 2478 nt
Organism: Metarhizium acridum CQMa 102
Lineage: Eukaryota; Fungi; Ascomycota; Sordariomycetes; Hypocreales; Clavicipitaceae
Source: RefSeq, a predicted model, not a curated record
AUGGGCAAUUCAAACACCAAGGAGUCCCGUCCGGACCACCACGACGGCUCCUCUGAUCCUCGCGAGUCUGGAAGGUCGCGCAAUCGCAUGAGCAGGGGGGAUCUGGGGGGAUUUCUUAGUUUACAGCCACCCCGUGACCGUGGUCGAGAUCGUCAGGAUGCUCCAUUCGAGCAUCGUGAAACAAGACAAGAGCGCGAGGCUCGCCGACUGGAGAAGGAGCGUCUGACCAGAGCCAAGGAUCGAGAGCGAAGCAUCCGGGAGGAACAUGUAGAUGGAGGAUACCUCGUGACAAUGGGAACAUAUACCGGCACCGAAGACUUCAGCAAGCCCGUGGUUCGACAGCUUCAGAUCGAAAGGAAAUUAGCCCCUUUCUGGCGCGGUCUGAAUGACUGGUCCGAUAAUUGGGCAGAACAUCAACUUGUAGCAGCUGCUCGGGGCUUGCCAGUCCCGGCCGCCGAUGCGCCUCCCGAGACUGACCUAAUUCCUCGCCCUUCACCACCUCAGCCAGAGGGGGGGAACACUCACAGCUUGCAGAAUCUAACCGUUCCAAUGGGUCCUAGAACUAUGUCUGCCGCUUCAGACCGUAGUGGCUCUGGGGCUGGCCCUGCUGUUCCUUCUCCAACGACGGCAGCACCUCCCAAAACAUCGUCAAUCAAGCCAAGGGCCAAGGCACUCGCAGCAGCUCUCAGUGUAGGCUCCAGAAAUGCUUCAUCUACUGACUUGUCCCCAAAGGAGGUGCCUCUACCCCACGACCCAUUUGUUAAUGGACAGCCAAUCGAGGUAUACCUGUACAAGGACGCGUCCGAAUGCCCUAUAUGCUUUCUGUCCUACCCCCCUUAUUUGAAUCGCACACGAUGCUGCGACCAGCCUAUCUGCAGUGAGUGCUUUGUGCAAAUAAAGAGAGCUGACCCUCAUCUGCCUGAGCAUCAUCCGAAUGGCGAAACAAGGGAUCCGAACGAGGGGCCCAAUCCGGAAGACCCGCCCGAGAUGCUCAUAUCAGAACCAUCAGCAUGCCCCUACUGCCAACAGCCUGAAUUUGGCGUUACGUACGAGCCUCCGUCUUUUCGAAGAGGAUUAGUUUAUUCAACCUACGUAUCUAAUGUCGCUUCCUCAACCGCAAUGUCCUCGCAGAGCUCUCUCAACUCCACUCUUUCUCCAUCAACCCCGCUACAUGUCUCGAGGCGGCGAACACAUAGCUUGUCAGCAACCGCCCCUAAUGUUAUCACAACUGACCGAGUUCGUCCGGACUGGGCGACAAAGCUGGCCUCUGCUCGUGCUCAUCAGGCACGCCGAGCCGCAGCCGCCACGGCCCUGCACACUGCCGCCUUCUUGGUCGGAGCCCAGGAAAGUAGAUCCAUUCUCCGUCCCGGCAGGUUUGGACGAAGGAGUACCGGAACAAAUACUCCUGGAAACGAACAAACGCACAACAAUCCCGGCGAAGCGGAGACUGACCCCAACGAGAGGACAUCUAGUCGGAAUGCCGACGGUACCCGUCGGACUCGAAUGGAGGAACUCGAAGAUAUGAUGUUCAUGGAGGCUGUUCGCUUGUCUCUUGCGUCGGAAGAGGAACGGAAACGGAAAGAAGAGAAGGCCCUACGUAAGGAAGCCAAGAAACGACAGCAAGCGGAGAAGAAGGCUCAAAAGAAGGCAAACAAAGACCCUUAUGGAGGGAACAUUAGCGGUGCCAGCGGAAGUAGUCUUUCCCUGGGCCUUGGCCGAAGGCGCGGCAAUAGUGGAGCCAGUGCCUUGAGAGUUGAGGCUACUACGCAGGGAGCGUCGCAGAACACAAAAGGGGAGGAAUUGCCAACUGCCGAACCCGAAACCACGGGCGAGCUUCCGGGGAAGGGCAAAGCCGUGGAUCGUGGACCGGAGGAUGCUACGGCAGCGGGCAGUUCUGCUGCCGCCUCGCUUCCCAUUCCCACUAGCCGUCCUCGUGGUGGCUCACAUUUGCGACAGAUGAGCAAUGCCUCCUCACUUGGAUCAUCGCUCGUCGACACGCCUUCUGGAAGCUACACCGCGCCAGGAUUUACUGGAGCUGAUGGUACAGGUUCGCGAUCUGAAGGCGAUCGAGACACCGGCAGUGAACCCUUGUUCAACUUCCGCAGCCUGGCUGAACUGGUCGGAGUUAACAUUGAUGAUGGAUCUGCACAGCAGGAUGGAGGAGAGGCUUCAUCAGGCCAUCUCAAGGACGCAACAACUCGCCCCUUGUCACACGUAAAGGAGGAAGAGAAGGAAGAGGCAGAAGCUGAACAUGUGGAAACAAUGGGCGCUGAGAAAGCUGGCGAAGAAGAAAAGGAAUCACUACCCGCGUUGAGUAGUGAAUCGACAGCUGUCGAAACUAUUGGCGCCAGCGAGUUGUCCCCAAAGGUCACCAUAACCCCCGGCACUCCCAUGCCAGAUGACGAUGUCCACAGCCCAGACGCUAAGCAGCUGCAUCACCCAAGUGUGCGAGUGCGACCGUCCGAAGCCAUGCAUUGA